Doryrhamphus excisus (bluestripe pipefish) is the source of this 7521-nucleotide messenger RNA. Lineage: Eukaryota; Metazoa; Chordata; Actinopteri; Syngnathiformes; Syngnathidae. The record is from RefSeq and is a predicted model, not a curated record.
GAAAUGGUGAGCUCCCAGCCCGGCCGGCAGCAGUCAAGCAUGGGACGCCGAGCACCGAGUAGCCAGGAGGCUCCGGACGGACGCUAACGGUGCGAGCAGCUGCAAAGACCGGCUUGUCCUUCGGCGUCUUUGGACGAUUUCAGGUGGCGGAAAAAAGGAAAAUCAAAAGCAGCGCGGGAGGAUGGAGGUAGAGAAACGGGCCAACGGGUUCGACUACCCGGAGAGAAACAACGCCAAGUCCGUUACCGGCUUUUAUGGGGACCAAUCAUUGGAACCUGACCAUAAUGACAGCAUUGAUGAUCCAGCUGAGCAGCGUACCUGCCUCAUCUGUGGCGACCGAGCCACAGGCCUGCACUACGGCAUCAUCUCUUGCGAGGGCUGCAAGGGCUUCUUCAAGCGCAGCAUCUGCAACAAGCGCGUGUACCGAUGCAGCAGGGACAAGAACUGCGAGAUGUCGCGCAAGCAGCGCAAUCGCUGCCAGUACUGCCGCCUGCUCAAGUGCCUCCAGAUGGGGAUGAACCGCAAAGCAAUCAGAGAGGACGGCAUGCCGGGAGGGAGGAACAAAAGCAUCGGACCGGUUCAGAUCACGGAGGAGGAGAUUGAACGCAUUAUGUCAGGCCAGGAGUUCAAAGAGGACGCCCCGGAGCACACGUGGGGCAACAACGGCGACAGCGACCACAGCUCUCCUAGCAACGGCGCCUCGGAGGGCAACCAGCCGUCACCCGUCUCCACGCUGUCGUCCAAUCGCUCCAUGGAAAUGAACGGCUACACGGCAGCCCUCAGGGACCAGUACAUCAACACCUCCAUGUCCACGCAUUACCAGCUUUUACCACAUCUCUUCAGCUACGCCGCCCAAUCCGGCCUGCUGGCCCCCCAGCCCCGCAGCCUGUACCCCCAGUCCCACCCGCUGGUGCUGCAGCUGGUGGCUGCAGAAGACCUGGCCCCCCUGGCCACGCCGAUGCUCAUAGAGGAUGGCUACAAGGUGACCCAGGUGGAGCUGUUUGCCCUCCUGUGCCGCCUGGCCGACGAGCUGCUGUUCCGCCAGAUCUCGUGGAUCAAGAAGUUGCCUUUCUUCUGCGAACUCUCCAUCGAAGACUACACCUGCCUGCUCAGCUCCACCUGGCAGGAGCUCAUCCUGCUCUCCUGCCUCACCAUCUACAGUGCCCAGAUCUUUGGCGACUUGGCUGACGUCACUGCCAAGUACACGCCGUCCGAUGACGAGCUGCAGGGUUUUAGUGAGGACGGCAUGGAGGUGAUGGAGAGGCUGAUUUAUCUGUUCCGCAAGUUCCACCAGUUGAAGAUCAGCAAUGAAGAGUACGCCUGCAUGAAAGCCAUCAACUUCCUAAAUCAAGAUAUCAGAGGACUGUCAAACAUCUCUCAGCUGGAGCAGCUGAACAAGCGCUACUGGUAUGUGUGCCAGGAUUACACGGAGUACAAAUACCCACACCAGCCCAAACGCUUCCCUGAGAUCAUGAUGUGUCUGCCAGAGAUUCGCUGUAUAGCAGGUAAGCUGGUCAACGUCCCGCUGGAGCAGCUCCCGCUCUUGUUCAAAGCAGUCUUGCACUCCUGCAAAUCAAGCCUGACCAGCUACAGGACUGGCCCGUCGCCCUGCGUGACCACCUCCUCUGGAAACUAGGGGCCGGCCUGACCCCCAGCGCCCCCAGCGCCCCCAACGCCCCCACCGCCCCCACCGCCCCCACCGCCCCCACCCCCUACGGCCAGGGAACGGUCGCCCCUUUUGUGAAUGUGACAAGCAGCUAGUUUGUUUUUUUCUUGUGAUAUUUAUUACACGACAGAGCUGAAUGUAUGCUGAUUUCCACUGUGCACACGCUUCUGUCCAAACAAAUGCUCAUAGAUGCAUUGGUCUUGGAGUUUACACGUGUGUAUCCGGUUUGCUCAUGUGUCAGUGUUGCCAUUGUUAGAGCUAGACUUAAAAAAAAGAGUUUAUUUUAUUCAGAUGGGGGCAGAUAGACACGAGUGGCAAGUGUUUUGAGACUACCUCAGGAAGAUGUUAUUGCUAUUUUUGUGGUGUUAAUGAAGAGUCGUCCAGUCCAAUACCAAAUCCCAGUGGACGCGUCACUCACAGGCUGAAUGUUGACCAGAGCUGUGCAAAUCAAACAUGGAUAAAACGCGCUUUUAUUCCACCAAACAUAUGAAAUAGAGCUACUUUAUCUGCAUGGACUUUUUGGAUGGUUCUGCUUACACGAGGAAGUCGUGUCAAGGUAACAUUCCACGAGUUAAGGUGACAGCUAUUUGGAUCUUUGGGAUCUUAGGAAAAGGAGAAUACGGGUAUUUUUUACAAUCGUAGACUGGGGAUGUAAGGUUUUAUUGCAAGGGUAUUGGAGGGUAGCUAGCUUUGCUGUUUGUUGUCUUGUUUUUGACCAAAGUGUUAUGCAAUGCUUUUUUUUUUUCUCAAUGCCCAUCGGCGGGCAUGGAGCUUACAGCUCAACAAAAACAACUAAUCUUGUCGUUGAAGGAUCGGAUAAGAAACCAAUCAAUCUGAUGGACAGAUGAACAUAUGCCAGAUUCCCUUCCAAAUGCCGCUGAACCCGCACACAUAUUUACAUUCAACAGGCGCGUUUUGGGGGGAAGCGACUAACUGAUCAGUAGAGCUGCAACCAUGUCCGACUAUUGCAGUCAGCGUUUUUUUCAUUGAAAUAUGUAAAUGUCCUCUGAUUUCACACUCUCAAAUAUGAAGAUUUUUUCAUUUCUUUCACCAUCCAUGACAGCAGAACUGAACAGAACUGUCAAAACAAUAUGAGCUUUGACUUUGGAAAACCGAUGAACCCGACCGCCGUUUGUGUUUGAUUCAUAUUGCGACAGACUUCAGAUGAACCGACCAGGAAAACAAUCAUUAGGUCGCGGUUGUCAGGGAAAAGGAAAAGACUUUGGUAGCCUGGGAGCCAAGGAUUCAAAGGCACCCUUAGUUUAGAAUUUUGUGCCCGAUGACGGACUUCACCCAAACAAGGAGCCUCAGAUGAAGCCACUAGGAAAGUCUUAGUUAGUAGUUGCAGCCCUACUGAUCAGCCGGUUCAAUCAACUGUCAUGCCGAUGGCCUCGUACCGUGGGCACCGUGGGCAUGUCAGACUGUGGUCAGGUCCUGCCAGGUCCAAUCAUGCUUUUGCACAGACCGAGAUGCAGAUUUAGGUGAGACCUGGCCCAAACUGUCUCAGGUAAAGUUGAAUGUGACUAGCAAGGAAUGUCCUGCCGCGUUUGCAGAUAAUCAGUGGAACCCGAGUGGGAUUUCUAGCGAGGGAUGGAUGGGUUCCGAGCAUUCUGGUGCUUGCUCUCUGUGACAAAUAUGCACAUUGUUGGAGAAUACGGUCUUUAUUUUUGAAGUACGAGAUGAUCGUGUUGAAUCGCUUGAAGUAUCGUCUUUGAUUACUCGACUUUUUUGUGUCGUUUGUGAUUAUCCGUUGUGUGAUGUGCAAGCAGACAAAAAUGCAGUCAUUGCGACGACUCUCUUUUUUGCACACAAAGGUGAGGUUCAGAGACCUCGGCCGCUGCCCACCCGGUGUGUUCCUCUCUCAGGUCCGACUGGCCUGGAUGGAAACAGGGUAAAGUGAGUGUCAUGUCUUGCAUUCAGGAGUUCCUCAAGACCUGCUCAAGUGCUUGUUGUGUUAGUAGACGUAGGCCAGGACAUCGUAGGUCCGCUGUAGGAAAAACAUUGAUUUGCGUGAUCCUGCCCCUUCAUGCAGGUGAAGGUUUGAAAGCGAAACGCGAAAUUAGUGAUGAGCAGCGUUCGAAUAUCUGCUCUUCAUCGCCGUGUUUCCCUUCCAAAGGCUCAGUUAGCCUCUUUUUGAUUUUUAGGCCUUUUCAUGUACCUAUGUAGUUUUUGUGAAUGUUUUGGGUUUUUGUUAUACUUCAUGUAUUCAUUGUCUUUUUUUCUUGGCACGAGGAGAAAGCCUCAGUUCUCUUUUUUUUUUACCUUUGGUGGACUUGAUUUAAAAUGCAUUCCCGUUGUGCACGGCGAGUUAUGAAAGGAGAUGUGAUGUCAGACACAUUUUUACGUGCUGAUCCUGGAGUAAUACACCAUACACCAUACACCAUGUUCCAUUUUUUUCUACUGGUAUUAACCCAUAAGAACCCACACCCAAAUCUGCUCCAAGUAAAAUUACACGGAGACCAUUUGUGCCGAUAUAAUGAACACGGGACUCGUCACUGUUUUGCCAAAUGCUCUGCAAAAUAAAACCAUGGAGCUUCGCUAUGACGCCCAGGGCUAGUUCCUAUCACCUCAGCGUUCGAAAAGUCCCAAAAUGUUUACCAACGACGACCUGAGGACUAAAGCCAUCUGCGAUUCCAUCGUGGAAAUGAUGGCGCUGGACGAGCAGACCUUUACCAUCGUUGAAGAUACCAGCUUUUGUUGGCUCGUAAACCCGAGCGGUUGCGGUACUCUUUUUAUGUUUUUAUGUAGUAGCGGUGUCGGGGCAAAUCUACACGGGCAGUCCAGCCUUGUUUCUGCCUCAUAAUAAUAAUAAUAAUAAUAAUAAUAAUAAUAAUAAUAAUAAUAAUAAUAAUAAUAAUAAUAAUAAUAAUAAUAAUAGACAUGAAUAAGUUAUCGGUAUUGGUCUUGAGAAGCUACUAAAUAUGUUUCAUUGAGCAUCCAUGGUAUACUAUGUACAUAUAGCUAUAUAUAUAUAUAUAUGUACAAAUGUACCAUUUUGGCAUUUUUAUUGUUUUCCGCAAACGUUGACAGGCUUUCCAUAGCAAUUUGAAGACGAAGAGCCUGUUAGCGAUAUAUCGCUAGCUCGUUUUCUACGACAUGAUUGAUGGAAUGCAGUAAGAAGAGUUGAAUUUAACAUCCGACACCACAUUAAAGCAGGAUAACAGAAACCAAUACUCCGGAAAUGAGCUGGCUUACAUAAUACACUUCCAUUUUGGGGAAGCCUUAUCCUGGGAUAGUCACAUGACAACCAGUCCAAAACGUUUCCACGUUCCGUGUCCAUUGGGGACUUGGAGUAAGCACAAAGCCGUUUGGCACGUUUGAAGUGUUGGCUUCUUAUGGGUUCAUUUCUUUCAUUUUCUGUGUUGACUCAAGUUAGCCAAAUAAAAACGUUAAAAAAAGUAAAAUAAAUCAAAUGUAAUUAGCUAUCUUGGGGUUUUUCGGAGACGGGGGUGUCCGGACCUUUUAUGGAAAUAUUUAGCAAAACAGGCUAAACCCCAUCCAAUCUGCCAAGAAGUCAAACAUAUUUAAAGGAAACAACUUCAAACUAUUUCUCCUUUAGCCCCUCCCCUUUUAAAAAACGAGCAUAGUUUGGACACCCCUGCCCCCCCGCUAUCAUUGACUGAUCCAGGACUACCUUGGCCAGGACCCAGUGGUCAAUGGGGCAAAGAUCAGAAGGGGGAUUGUUGCCUUAAAACCGAAGAACUGGCCUUCGCUACCUCACUGCAGUUUUGUCAGGAUUGGUUUUUUUCAACACACAGGAAACGCCAUUUGCAAUGUACACGCCGAAACUACCUUUUUGUCAUCGUUUUACUGACGCCACAUAUCACUCAAUUGUUUUUUUGUCUUAUUUAUUGCUUUCUCCAUUUCCUCUUCGUUUGUGGCUAAUCUCACCUCAGAUUCACGAAAGUGCUUCAACCUGACGACCAGCGUCAGCAAGUUGCCUCGUGUACGUCUCUACCUCAGACUCGCUGCUGUGUGUCUGGCAGCAGCUUGAAAUUUCUCUUACCUUUGGCUGGAACACACCAAAUACUUUGAAUUUCACCCCCCCCCCCCCCCCCCCCCCACUUCUGUUAUCGUGACAGAUGAAGAAUGUUGAAUAAUCGGGGGUGUAACGGUACGCCACAAUCACUGCAGUAUUUUGGGGAUGGUAAAACUGCUUGGUGGCCUUUUGGGAACGACUACAAAAAAGGAAAAAUCCAAACUUCUGGCAGUUCAUUGAACAAAUGAAAAGUGCCGUGUGAAUGUGAAAAUAACAGAGUACAACCUACUGCUGCCGCUGUACUGUAGUACUUUUAUGUACUGGAGUUCAUCAAACCAAACGCCCUCAUCCUUCCCAGCAUGCUUUGUGGGUUGUAAAUUAGUCAUACACCAAUCUAAUUAGCUAAUCUAAUUAAUGAUAUUAUUAUUAAUGAUUAAUUAUAUUUGGAUAGCACAGUAAAGCUGUUCACCUUCCCAAUACUUUCUAACAUUAGACAUGAAAUACCUCUCUUCCACUCCUAUUGGCCAAUAUAGGCGAGCUAGGGGAGCCUUGGGGGGGGGGCAGACAGGAAGUGACAUCAGAGGUCCAGAGUUGAGUUUUAGGUUGCCGUGGGUUACGGCCACACAGUAUCCCGUGUGAGGGAUUGGUGUACCAAAACGGGCCUUUUCAAUACCUCAGCCAUUUUAAUGCUUGAAAGUAUUUCAGCUAAAAAAAAGAUGAUUUAUGAAUUCAUAUAUUUUUGUGGUGAGGGAUUACUGUGGGAUGGUAUUAUUUUGCAUGUAUAUUAGCGUGUAAGCGUCAAUACCGGCAUUGUCGUGUGGUGAAGUUGCAUUGCGUUUGAGUUACUUGUUAUAUUUGGUCACACCGUGAGUGGGGGUGGGGCGGGGGGGGGGGGAUUUGGUUUGAUGAACCCAUGAUAGUUUGUGUUUUUUAUCUAUAAAAAACUAAUCCCACCGUAUAUUAGUGUUACCGUGUACUAUGUAAUAUUAAAUGAGGAAAAUUAAAAUGAGGAAAUGGCCCCCAGGCUGGAGUUGGGACACCCCUGGUUUACAGCGUUUCUUAUUUUUAGGAAAUGAAAAUUCCUCAUUAAUGAUGGAAGGUUUUCAAGCUCGGAACGACCACCAUGACGCCUGCUAGCCAAAGCCUAGCCUAUGUCGUGUUUGAUUCUUUAGAUGCAUAGCGUGCAGGAAACCGAGUGUUUCACCCCCCCCAAAAUUUGUACCGUUCCACCCCAAUCAGUGUUUAGUUUUUUGUUCUUCUUUUCUCUGUUUGUAUUUUUGGAAUGCUUUGCUGUUCACCAGUUUGCCAUGGAAGCUAGCGGCGGCUGCUAUCAUAUCUGAUGAAUUAUCAAUAAUCACGGAACGUAAUUGCGGUCACGCUGACAUCUCCUUGCGUUGACGUGCUUCCACCGCGGUCGAGUGACCCUGAGACCACGGGCCCGUGUGCCUUUAUCACGGGUUUGGACUCCCGCUGCCGCUUAACUUAUUGAUAAAGAUAUUAGCAUGACGUCGUCGUGGGAUAUUGGCGGAUGUCAUUUAUGAAGAGCUAACGACGUCCCCUCCACUCGUCAGCUGAAAUGUUUUUGUCGUGUUUGCUGCCUGUGGAACGUGUCCAACCUCGGUGGUCUGAUGCCGUGGGAGCCUGUAGUACAGGAGUACGAGGUGAGGCGAGUACACAUCUCAGGGAAUACCUUCAUCCAAAUACUGUUGUUUACUGUGAACAGACAAAUGAAACUGUGUCAUGUUUUUUCUCCUUGGGAAUCUUGUCUGCUCGUUACUUUGACUACCUGUUAAGAAUGUGACCCAUGAUGUGUUCAAAGCAUGUUUAGAAUGUUAGGAGAUAAAAUAAAAAAAAAACAAAUAAAUGUGAACGUUAU